UGCUGUGGCUCUAAGCGCCCUCUUCUUCUUCUUCCCCUACACACACACACACACACACACACACACACACUGCUCGCCUCUCAGUCGACGCACACCGGCAGCCCGUUGUUCAAUGUUUGUGUUGAUCACAUCUGCUUCAGUGAAUCUGUUCGGCGGGAGGAGAAGAAGAAGGCGCGCUGUCUAAUGACGAAAACGGCGAAGAGCGGCAGAGCUUUGAGGGGAGCAGCGGGAAGGAUGUCGACAUAUUAUUGACUUGUGUCGAGCGUCGUCGAGACGAGCGAACAGCGCCGUGCGUUUCCCUCUGACACAGCAGCAGUGAGAAUGACGGAAUAUAAGUUAGUGGUGGUUGGUGCAGGUGGUGUGGGCAAGAGCGCCCUGACCAUCCAGCUCAUUCAGAACCACUUUGUUGACGAAUACGACCCAACCAUCGAGGACUCGUAUAGAAAACAGGUGGUGAUUGAUGGAGAGACAUGUCUGUUGGAUAUCUUGGAUACUGCAGGUCAGGAAGAGUACAGUGCAAUGAGAGACCAGUACAUGAGGACCGGAGAGGGCUUUCUCUGUGUCUUCGCCAUCAACAAUACCAAGUCUUUCGAGGACAUUCAUCAGUACAGGGAACAGAUUAAGAGAGUUAAAGACUCAGAUGAUGUGCCCAUGGUGCUUGUGGGUAAUAAAUGUGACUUGCCGGCACGCACUGUGGACACAAGACAAGCCCAGGAACUCGCCCGCAGCUACGGUAUUCCCUACAUCGAAACCUCAGCCAAGACGAGACAGGGAGUGGAAGAUGCCUUUUACACUCUCGUCCGUGAAAUCAGGCAGCACAAGCUGAGGAAGCUGAACCCGCCUGAUGACAACGGCCAGGGCUGUAUGAACUGCCGCUGUGUGGUGUCAUGAUCCCGCGAAUGUGCAUGACGUGGCUUUUAGAGCGGCGCAGCCUUCCAGACCACAAACACUGCAACACCUACACAGAUGCUGGACGUUUAAAGCAGACUGUGUAAAAAGGGAAAUCUUUCAUCUGCCGGCCCCGCAGGUCUUCUUAGGGAUGUUCCCGUCUCGCUCCUUCGCAGGAGAUGAAAUAAGUUGUACCUCAUUUUAACGGUCUCGACACUGGAGUUGCUACGACUGGAUGAAGCUGUCACGCUUAAAUAUAUUUACAUUAAACAGACUCUAUCUACUCUUAACUGGAAGUAAUAGCUCAGAAAAUAACCUCUCAUGUUGCUUUGUCAGAUGUGGAUGUUAGAAAAACGCUUUACGAGAUGGAGAGGAGAAAUACUACAUCGGUUAUAUUAGCAUAUGUCUGGAUGUGAGAAAGAUUUGUAUUGUCAUCUGCUUAGAGCAAGUCUAACCUAAUAAAAUGUACAUAAUUCACGGCGUUCUCCCGCAAAGAGGACUUUUAGUCAUAUGCAGCGUGUUUAUCACAGGUUAUGGUGCAAUAGAUUGCCAUUAGAGGGAACACCUCCGAUAACACUUUGAUUUGCACAAGGUUUAGAUCAACGUUUUAAAGUGGAGGGUUUUGCUUCUGGUUUCGAAUGGGUCCACGAACUGUGGCUUGGUUAGAUAUCCAGAUGUGAUGCUUUUUAUUUAUGACGUUAGAAAAAUGCAUUGCAGACGAUCGCACUGGCCGAAGACGACCGUUUAAUGAACAUCUCUUCAAAUGAUAAUCGUACUUGUUGAAACAUGAAUGCAACUAUAAACUUAAAAAGCUUGGACUGAAAAGCCUCGUUGAUAUUUUUGCCAAGCACUGUGCUAUACCCAUGUUCAGGGCGUAAGCUCGAAACUUUUACGUGUAUAUCAUACGGUCUAAUCUUCAACUACAUUCCCCCUUUAUGCCUUUCUGAAGUAAACUUUCCAUGGUCGUGUCUUUAGGGAGUGAAUAUUAAGGUUUAAAUGUGAAACUCAAAUGAAAAAAAACAAACAAAAACAACAGAUUGUUAGUAUACUCUUACUGUAAAUUAUCAUAUGAGGGAAACUUAAUUUACGUGCGCUAUAUUUAUUCAUAUACGCAACAUAUGGCCAUGUAAUUGCAGGGAAGAGCUACAGUCUGGACUUUCUUUUUCUUGAUUGCUUAAAAGUAGCUAGUGUCUCUUUGCAGAGUGCAGAUUUGAAACCUCAGCAAAGAACUUUAUAGCUUAUUUUAGUGUCUUCUCAUUCUGGUUGAAAUUUGAUGAUUUUUCUUUUUUUCUUCUCCAUACGGAUUGCUGUGUGUUUUAUUCCCUGACAGUCUAUUGAUUGUUCUCAAGGACAUGCAUGGGCGGAUAUGAUUCUCCCUUUAAAUCACAUGUCAGUAGCUAUGGAUAUGACCUUCAAGGGUUUCUGUCAGAAUGCUGUGGGCAUUCAGAUGUUUUUGACGGAUUUAUGGCGCCACAGGAUAAUGUGAUCCAUCAGGUGGCCUGAUUGCUGCCACUUACUGAAUACUAUUUUCAUUGAAUAGCCUAAUGCUGGUUAAAUGCCAUUUUCUGUAACGCUCUGAUUAACAUUAUGUAAAAUAAUCCACAAACACGUGACAUAUCCUCUGUAUUCUGUUUGAACUAGUCGUAAACCAACUGCUGCUGAUAAAUAAUAAUGUUUUGUUUUUUUUAUAUUUAUGAAAAAAAUGGUAGAACACAGCGUUAUGGUAGCGUUCCCACAAAAAAAAGAAAAAUUCCAAAAGGCUGUGUCGGUUCUGGCAUUAAAUAAUCAUACUGGUUUUUGCAGCAAUUAAUAUAAAAACAAAUACGAGUAUUUUUAAGGACUUGCUCUUAUUUUGCGUCUAUAGUGUGUGAAGACAACACUGACUUUCUUUUUAAAUAAUAUGUUAUUAUAGAUUUGUGCCUACCGUUAUUAUUGUGUUGAGAAAUAAUAUCAAAUAAAGUGGCUUGUUUUA
Messenger RNA from Puntigrus tetrazona (Sumatra barb), 2860 nucleotides. It is a transcript of the gene hrasb, whose product is annotated as HRas proto-oncogene, GTPase b. Gene Ontology annotation, molecular function: GTPase activity; GDP binding; GTP binding. The record is from RefSeq and is a predicted model, not a curated record. The transcript is spliced from 6 exons. Gene Ontology annotation, biological process: Ras protein signal transduction. Bases 322 to 891 code for a protein of 189 amino acids. Gene Ontology annotation, cellular component: plasma membrane. Lineage: Eukaryota; Metazoa; Chordata; Actinopteri; Cypriniformes; Cyprinidae.